AAACUCUGCUGGCGGUCAAUUAGUGAUGGAUUCAUCUGACCCAUAUGGGUGCUUGGUUAAUGAGAGCAAGAUUAUCGAAAAGCAGACUGAACAGAGACUUCAGAAUGAUCAUCGGAUGGAUAAUCUUAUACUUUUGGUCUACAUAGUACUUCUUACUCUUUCUGUCAUAACAAUAUGGGCAUUUAAACACAGACGUUUCCGAUAUAUCCACGAAACGGGUCUUUCAGUGGUGUAUGGGCUCAUUGUUGGUAUCAUACUUAGGUAUGCCAUAAAGUCACCGGAGUUUCCAGUGGAGUCCCAUGUGUUUUUACGGAAGGCUGAUGUGUGUGGUGGUCACCUACCUCCAGAAAGACUGGUUGUCGAAGUUCCAGUUCGUGAUCAGAAUGGGACGCUAAAUUUGAGCAUGUUGUUUCGGUACAAGUUUGAACAGCAGUCAGACGAUGAUUCUUUGAUCAACGACAAGGCUACCUUCGACCCAGAAUUCUUCUUCAAUGUCUUACUUCCCCCAAUAAUUUUUUCGGCUGGGUAUAGUAUGAAGCGCGGUCACUUUUUCAAAAAUAUCGGGGCCGUUCUGACUUAUGCUGUGGGCGGAACUCUGUUAUCUUCGCUUGUUGUUGGGACUUUGUGUUACGGGUUCACUCGCGGAAUCUCUUCAUUGUCACAAACACUGUACCUCUCAGAUUGCCUGCUGUUUGGAGCCAUGAUAUCCGCUACUGACCCUGUAACUGUUUUGGCUAUCUUCAGUGACUUGAGGGUUGAUGUCAACUUGUAUGCACUUGUUUUCGGUGAGAGUGUGCUUAAUGAUGCCCUAGCAAUUGCGUUAGCUCAGUCAGUUGAAAAGUAUGGAUCACUGUCUGCUGGCAAUUUUGAUGGUCAUGCACUCCUAUCUUCUGUGUUAAAUUUCUUCAUAAUGUUCGGAGGUUCGUUCGUCAUUGGCGUUUUUAUUGGUUGUGUCACUUCUCUCCUCACGAAAUUCACUCAUAUCAAAGAACAUCCUCUUUUAGAAACAACUCUGUUUGUGUUAAUGUCUUACAGUACAUUUCUUUUUGCUGAAACCGUUGGAUUUACGGGUAUUGUUUCCGUGUUGUUCUGUGGUAUCACUCAAGCGCAUUACACUUAUAAUAAUCUUUCCAGUGAGUCAAAAGUUUGGACAAAAUCAUUUUUUGAACUUCUGAAUUUCUUGUCGGAAAACUUUGUAUUCGCUUACAUCGGUGUUUCAACAUUCACCUUCCGCCAUCACUAUUGGGAUGUUCGAUUUGUAUUCAUUGCAUUGUUCUCGUGUGUGGUUGCAAGAGCAGUUAGUGUAUAUCCACUCACAGGUCUCAUAAACUUCUGUCGAACUUAUCGAUGUUCAUGUUCUGCAAAUUGUUUAAAGCGAAAACCCGAUACAUAUUCAAUCGAUAAAUGCAUAAUACCAGGAUCGUCAUUCUCAUCAAGUCCAGUUGAACCAGGCGACAUUUCAGUUACUACGGUUGGUGGCGGUGAUAAGAGAAAGAAUGCAUCAAACAAAAUUACUUUGAAUUUUCAGCAUAUGAUAUUCUUCUCAGGACUUCGGGGCGCUAUGGCCUUUUCAUUAGCGAUUCGUAAUACCAGUUCCGAAAUACGUCGUAUGUUUUUCUCAACCACGAUUGUAGUUGUUGUUACUACAGUAUUAUUGGGAGGUUGUUUUGCUAUAUCUUUACUGCAUCGACUAAAGAUACCUGUUGGUGUGGACUGUAGUGGUGAAAAUCAAAUGCAUGCAGAUGCAGAAGAAUAUCCGUAUGAAGAUCGUGGCUGUUGUAGUUCGCGUUGGAUACGUUUCGACAAGUUUUAUUUGAAACCAUUGUUCACUCAUAGUACUCCACCGUUGACCGAAUCAUUACCAUUAUGCUGUUACAAAUGUGCUAAAGUGUUUACAACUAAUGAACAAAGAAAUGAAACAUUUGUCGACUAUGAUGGAAGUGAAAAAAGUUAUCUAGAGAAUUCUAGACGUGAGAGUACUGUAUUUUAUUCACACGAUAAAGCAACAAUCAAUCCUACGCUUAGCGUGAACACUGUUAAAGUUCAACCAGUCAAAGUAUCUGGCCACGGUAAAAGUAAAAAGAGCAAAGCCGUUGCGAAAAGUGGCAGUGUAAAGUACCAGUGGCAGAUAAUGAAAUGUAUUGGCCUGGAUGAUGAUGAGAUAUUGAAGUUCAAAGAUCCAAGGCACUGGUUAUCGUAUUUCCCAUCCAUGGCUAUCGAGGAUUUGCGAAAAUUAGGUGUUAAGGUUGAUUGGCGUAGAUCUUUCAUUACAACAGAUAUCAAUCCAUACUAUGACUCAUUUGUUCGGUGGCAGUUUUUGACUCUUAAGAAACAAGGCAAGAUUCAAUAUGGUAAGCGGUACACGAUAUUUUCUGCCAGAGAUAAUCAACCGUGUAUGGAUCAUGAACGAGCUGUUGGUGAGGGUGUUGUUCCUCAAGAAUAUACAUUGAUCAAAUUGCAAGUGAUAUCAGAGUUCCCCUCACAAUUCAUCUCUAUGAACCAGUCCAAACAACCCAUUUACCUUGUAGCAGCAACUCUUCGCCCUGAAACUAUGUUUGGGCAAACCAACUGUUGGGUUCAUCCGGAUAUUGAGUACGUGGCGGUUAGAAGUCUACAUGAGUCGUGCAUUCUAAUUUGCACUCAGCGUGCUGUUCAGAAUAUGGCUUAUCAGGGUAUUCUAGAUCCUUCACACCCUGGACAUAUCGAGGUGGUCGCAAAUUUCAAAGGUGUCGAUCUUCUUGGAUUAAAAGUCAAAGCUCCACUAUCAUCGUAUACCGAUGGUGUUUACGUUCUACCUAUGAUGUCGAUUCGUUCAACUAAGGGUACGGGAGUUGUUACUAGUGUUCCUAGUGAUUCUCCAGAUGACUGGGUAGCUUUACGUGAUUUAAAGAAGAAACCUGCGUUUCGUGAAAAGUACAAUCUUCUUGACUCGAUGGUUCUACCAUUUGAACCGGUGCCUAUAAUUGACACACCAGAUUUAGGUAACCUUCCAGCUGUUACAAUAGUUGAUCAAUUGAAAAUUCAAAGUCAAAAUGAUCGAGAGAAAUUACAAGAAGCCAAAGAAAAAGUUUAUCGUGUUGGCUUUUAUGAUGGAGUUAUGUUGGUGGACAAGUAUAAAGGCAUGAAGGUGAAUGCAGUUAAAAAGCUUAUUCAAGAUGAAUUAGUAAAAACGAAUCAGGCUAUAAUUUACUAUGAACCAGAGAAUUUGGUUGUCACACGUAGUGGAGAUGAAGCAGUGGUUGCUUUAUGCAACCAAUGGUAUUUGGAUUAUGGGUCAGACGAGUGGAAAUCGGUAGUUCGCAAAGCUAUCGAUAAUUUAUGCGCAACUGAUGAGGUUAGACGUAAUCUUUUAUCAACCGUUGAUUGGUUACAUGAACAUGCCUGUUCUCGCACUUAUGGCCUGGGAAGUCGUUUACCUUGGGAUGAAAAAUGGCUUAUUGAGUCCUUGUCUGACUCUACUAUAUAUAUGGCAUAUUAUACAGUUGCUCACUUGUUACAAGGUGGAUCAUUAGAUGGUAGAAAAUUUGGUCCUCUUGGAAUCAAGCCUGAGCACAUGACUCCGGAAGUAUGGGAUUAUAUAUUUUUGGGCAUUGGAACUCCAGAUAAUUUGGUGAAAUUGCAAAGACACUCGUCAAUAAGUACAACUGCCCUUAAACGUCUUCGUGAAGAAUUUUUAUUUUGGUAUCCAGUUGACUUAAGAGUUAGCGGAAAGGAUCUUGUUCCAAAUCAUCUAACUUACUAUCUGUAUAAUCAUACUGCUGUCUGGCCGAAUGAACCCAACUUAUGGCCUGCAAGUAUACGUGCAAAUGGUCAUCUGCUGCUAAAUUCCAACAAGAUGUCGAAAUCCACUGGUAAUUUCCUUACAUUGUCCGAUGCUGUUGACAAGUAUUCAGCUGAUGGUAUUCGUCUUGCUUUGGCUGAUGCUGGAGAUUCGUUAGAUGAUGCUAACAUGAAAGAAGAAAUGGCUGAAGCAGGUUUAUUACGUCUUUAUGGCCUCUUAGAUUGGUUCACUAUGACCUUGGAGAUUCUCAAAGAUUCAACUUUACAACAAAAAUCUAAUUUUCGAACAGGUCCGUAUACAAUGCACGCAGAUUAUGUUUUUGAAAAUGAAAUGAAUCACACUAUUGAAUCAGCUGACAAGGCAUAUUCUGCUCAGGAAUACAGAGAGGUGCUUAAGAUAGUCUUCUACGAACUUCAGACACAUCGUGAUCGUUACCGUGAAGUUUGUCAAGGCAGUCUACAUAUUGAUUUAAUUCGACGUUACAUGGAUGUUCAAUUGUUGCUACUUUGUCCAAUUUGUUCACAUCUUUGUGAAUAUAUAUGGCUCAACUUGUUAAAUAAUAAAAAAUCAAUAUUUUGUGAAACUUGGCCUAAGUUAAGUCGAUCAGUAGAUCGAGUACUUCUGUUACAAGGUCGAUAUAUUGAUGAUACAGCGCAUGCUUUCAGACUUCAACUUAAACAGUAUCAGACAGCUAAAUUGCUUAAGAAGAGUAGCAAAUCUGGUGAAUCAAAUUAUACUUCUCAAUGGAUUCCACCUUCUGAAGCUAUUAUUUGGGUUGCUAAGGCGUAUCCACCAUGGCAAGCUCAGAUUCUUGAGAUUAUGGCUGCUAAUCUUUCUGAGGAUGGAAAAACAUUACCGGAUAACGCAACAUUAGCACAACUUUUACGUCCUCAUUUAAAAGCCAUGGGUAAAAUGGCGAAACGUGCUAUGCCGUUUGUACAGUUAGUUAGGGAACGAUUUGAAAACCAUGGGAAACGAGUACUUCAACUCCAAUUGGAGGUGGAUGAGUGUGAAGUGAUUACAAAGAAUUUAUCUUAUUUGAUCUCAACUUUGGGCUUGAGACAACCUGAUGGUUUAAAGAUUCACUACUCAUGUGACUCAGAGGAUAGUCGUGUUCAAGAAAGUGUUUGUCCUUUAGAACCUCUUAUUAUUUUCCGUGAACCAUCUGCUUCAGUAUCUAUAACAUUUCUAAACCCAGAUGUUGGCUCAGGUUUAUUUACAAUUAAUAGUCUUACUAUUUGUGAUGGUGAUACGCAUACUGAUGUAAUUUCACGUGUGAUCAACCAUUGUCGUUUAUCUAUGCCUGGAGGUAAAGAGUUGAAGAAAAUAUCAUUGUAUCGUUUUACUGAUCCUGUGUAUGGUCCUCUACGUAUCCCUCCUUACUCUCCGGACAGUUUGCAAAUAAUUCAACCAACCGUUCGUUUUAUAGUUGAUGCAUCAUCGUACUCUGUAAACUUACAAGUUGAUGAUUCACAAAUUCCAAUCGGCACGAAACUUAUCUACACAACUGUUACAUCGUAAAGGAUUUUUUAAUGCAAUAAAAUCUUGUACUCAGAGGAGACUUUUUUGAGUAGUAUAUGUUCCAAGUUGAUAGAUGUUGCCAUAAGAUGUCUCCUGUCUGACUGUUGGAAUUUAUGAUGGAUUCAAACUGUGAGAUUGGUUAACAUCCUCACCUACAUCUUACGUGGUAAGUGAUGGAUGACAACACAGAGACAUUUUUGCGAAUAUCUAGAUUCAGUAUGUACACGCUAGUUCCUUCUAAAUGGUUUUUGGCUUAGUUAGUCCGCAUAUGAUAUAAAUUUUGGGUUGGAAAAUCA
Molecule: messenger RNA, 5598 nt
Organism: Heterobilharzia americana
Lineage: Eukaryota; Metazoa; Platyhelminthes; Trematoda; Strigeidida; Schistosomatidae
Source: the annotation of a GenBank genome assembly